This is a messenger RNA of Knipowitschia caucasica, 276 nucleotides long. The record is from the annotation of a GenBank genome assembly. NCBI's taxonomy places the organism in Eukaryota, Metazoa, Chordata, Actinopteri, Gobiiformes, Gobiidae.
AUGCGGAGGCUUGAGAUCGAGGCUGACAAAGCUGUGCAACUCAUUCGCCUUGAGCUGGAAUGCAAAGGCUGCCCCCCCAGUCCUACUCAAUGCCCUGGCUUCGCUGCACCGGCCACAGCCCUCUCCCCAGCUGUUCAUGACUCCCUUGAUCCCGAUCGUCCACGCUCCUAUGGAAACUCUACAAGGGACAAAGUCUGCGUCUACUGUCGCGAGCCCAGACCCUUAAUCACAGACUGCCCUACUCUCAAACAAAAGGAAGAGUCUUCAGCUCUGUAA